Molecule: messenger RNA, 3538 nt
Organism: Anopheles bellator
Lineage: Eukaryota; Metazoa; Arthropoda; Insecta; Diptera; Culicidae
Gene: Bacc
Product: bacchus
Exons: 3
Coding region: 433-741 (102 amino acids)
Source: RefSeq, a predicted model, not a curated record
GUCGUCUUCGAACGGUCAGUGCGCUAGCAUCGUUUGUCCCGAGCGGUUGUACCUCCCGGUCCUCGCCCGUCACACAGCACACACAGCCCAGAGCGAGACGCAAGACUGAAAGCGUCGCCAGAGAAAGAAGAGGCCUAGAACAGAAGCGCGCGAUAGAGAGACUACUAGUUGUUAAAGAGGCGCUGAGGUCAACAUUCAUCAACCGUACGCUGUGAAGUGCAGAGAGUGAUCGGUGUAAUCUAUCGUCCCGGUGCAAGCCCGCUGAAAAUUGGAAAAACGCGCUCAUUCCGCGUGAAGAGAAAUCCCGCUAACUGACAGCACCCGACGCGCACGCACUACGGAGCGUCAACCAGCAGCAGGAGCAGCAGAAGCAGCGCGUCGUUAACGAUUUACUUGACCGGAAAGGCGAAGAAACCAACCCAAACCAAAAAAAUGAGUUCUGCGGACAAAAACAGUGAAGUCGAGGUCGAGAAUGUUGCCGCGGCGGAGGAGAAAGCCGAAACCAAGGAGGUGAAAGGAGUCAAGCGGCCUGCCGAGGAGAAAACUCCAGAAUCCAAAAAAGUGAAGAAAGACGAGAACGGCGCCGGCGAAGAGGAGGAAGAUGUGGAAGACGAGGGUGAGGAGCUGGAGGGCGAGGACGAGGAAUACGACCUUCCCUACGGCGAUGAAGAGGACAUCGAGGCUGAAGAUGAGGAGGAUGAUGCUUCAAUCGAGGGCGAAGAGGACGAUGAGGACGCGUAAUGAAUGAGAGUGGACAUGCGAGAGUGAGACUAACAAAAGAAAAAACAAAAAACAAACAAAACAAAAUAACUCUAGUAAUAGGUGAUUUAUUAUUUUGAAUUUGCGUUUAAAAGGAGAGAGAGCGAGAGCGAGGCGCGCGCUGCAAAAGGUAUAUGCAUCGAUGAAAACAAUUGUAAAGUUUGUUUGUGUAUAUAUUUUAUAAAAAAUGAUGAAGAGAAAAACCAACAAAAAACGCAAAACACAACACAUACACCCAUUCACCACACACAUACAAUCACACGCAGUACGCCAGUUAUCAACACAAGACAGAGAAAAAGAGUGAAAGAAAGAAAGAAAGAAAGAAAGAGCGAGAAAGAACACGAUAUAAGCAACUGGAUUUUCUGAAGAACAAUUAUGCUGAGUGCUUAUACAUAUAUAUAUAUAUAUAUAUAAAUAUAUAUCUAUAUAUAUUUAUAUAUAUAUAUAUCUAUGCAUCUAUAUAGACCCAAGGGUAUAAGAAAGAGUUAUGCAAACCAACACACAGAACGGAACAUCAUCAUAUGCACAGUUGCAGAAAAGCCCAGGAUACACUCGAUUCAGCGCGUGUUACGCGAAGGCAUACAACUUUCUGCGCACCUACCAUAAGGUUGUUAGUAGAGGAACGAAGUAACAGCAGCCUCUUCUGCUAUAAGAAUGAGUGUGUAGCACCGACAAAGAAGGGGAAAAAGACGGACACAAUGCGAGAUUAGUAAAUGGACGCGCGAGAAGAACAAGAUGAUGGCCCGCGAACAAGAGAGAGAGAGAGUAUCGGAAUGUUUUCUCAGCUCAGUUUGUAAUCUAAGCAAUCUAUGCCAAGCCACUCACACAGGUCGCAGGUCUCGGUAUAGUUUUAGAAGACUUCUAGAAGACUGGAGGCAACGGAGUGCUCUGCUGCGAGCCUCUGAAAAUCACGAGUGCGCUAUAGGGUGCGCAGAAUCACGGCUGGACAUUAGUCAUUAAAAAUGGGUCAAAACAUACAUUAGCCGCGGCGCGUUGCAUAGGAGAUGUUGUCAGUGAUGAUGAUGAGUGGUAUUAUAGCAAAGAAAAAGGUACACAACAUGGUCCGAAGACAGAAAUCACACACUACUCGCACAGCAUUAUUAAAAACAUUGAGGAGUGUUAUCCAUGAAGGUGGCUGAGAGACUAUAUGGAUCUCAUCAUCAAAUUGAUGUAACUCAAUUUCGAUUUGUGGAGAGCCCCCUUAGUGUAUCGGGGAGAGACGACGAGAUGGUGUCGUGCAUCAUCCUUUCCCCUUCAUAUUUGUGUGGCCAAGGCAGCCGAGGCGCACGUUACCAAACGCCCGUGCAUCCCCCAGGACACUACACCGUACAGUGUGACUACUACUACUACUACUACUACUCGACGAGCAAGAGCGCGCGAGAGAGAGAGAGACAUUGAGAGAUAAUAAAAGGACGACGGGAACUUAUAAACCUGACCAAAACACACACGAACACAUAGCGAUAUAGUAGAGGACCGCGCGGUGGGGACAUUGUUCAUUGCAAAGUAGAGAAAAUAAUAGGAGCCACCCAGCAACACACAUUACACUGUAUGACCGCAAGAGGAAGUGCAACAUAGAUUACGUUGAAUGUCUCUGCAAAAUAGUGCAAAAACAACAAGGAACCUAAAAUAAUCAAGCAGCAGCUCUAGCGUGGGGGAUACAUUUUUUGAAUGAUUUUUAGUUCUCUUUUUAUACUUAAUUAUGUUUUUUUUUAUUUUGUGUACCAAGUAGAAUGGAGCAAAAGAAUCGAGAAUAACAAACGCGAGAGAGAAGUAUAAACCAAUUUAUUAAAGCAGAGUAAAACAAUUGUAUCGAUCGAUUGAUCCCCCCCACAAUCCCAAAAUGUGUCGUCCGGCCGUACACCCGUGUGUCGGACGGACGGACGGACGAUGUUUGGCGCGUCCUCUCGUGGGUGGUACAUCCAAAAAUUAAGGAAAGUCCUCAACAUACACCCCCCCCCCCCACAUCGUUUAAUUAAACAUUUCGGACAGUACAUACUAUGUUUAUGGUAAUGUUUAAGAGGUCGUUCAUGGCGAGACACCGCCAUGUGAGAGGAUGCAAAAAAUAAAGAAAAGAAAACAUUGACACACAACAUAUGCACCUACGGUGAGAAAUUGAACUCUCUGGUGGAUGGACCCCGUCCCCACCACCCUAUCAGAAUUCCACAAUUUGGCCAGUUCUCUGUGGAUCGACAGUUGAUAGUGCAGACAGUAACGAUCCAAGCACACUUUGCCUAUUCGCUGUGGAAGGGGUUGAGAGGGCAAAUCGUAGAGAAAGAAAUGGAUGGCAUUAUACAAUAAUAAUAAUGACAAAAAGAGUACCUAACGUAGAACUUCAACAAAACAAAAUAAGGUGUUUAGUGUUUAAGUAUGCUGCGCUGCAUUUCUACCUACUUUUUGACUCAUGGCUCCUAGAUGAUCUUUUCAAAGUUUGCUCCAGAAAUUUUGGUUUUUCCUUUAAAAUGUUUUCGAUAAUCACCGUAACUCAUCGUUUGUGCAUGUUUCCCGCACUUACGUUCCGAUUCUACCAUAGUUCUUUCUUCUAUUGCUGCUAAACCUUUCUUUUUGGGGAAGUCCAUCGUUUAACCUUUUCUUUCUGCUCUGCAUCAUAUGAGCAGCAACCAAUGGGUCGUUGCUUGGUAACCGUGUGUUGUGCAGUAGAUGCAAAGCGGGUUACUUACUGAGUAAAAAAUAAACUUAAGCAGCGCGCGCUGCUGUGCAUACGCGUUUGAUGAAACUCUAUUUCCCGUGGAACUCUGUGAGCUCAAAUAACGAUAAUGAA